Drosophila albomicans is the source of this 1854-nucleotide messenger RNA. RefSeq names its product protein arginine N-methyltransferase 1-like. NCBI's taxonomy places the organism in Eukaryota, Metazoa, Arthropoda, Insecta, Diptera, Drosophilidae. Bases 92 to 1132 code for a protein of 346 amino acids. Gene Ontology annotation, molecular function: protein-arginine N-methyltransferase activity. Gene Ontology annotation, cellular component: nucleus. Gene Ontology annotation, biological process: peptidyl-arginine methylation. The transcript has 2 exons. The record is from RefSeq and is a predicted model, not a curated record.
AAACAGCUGUUUUGCACACUAUUCGCCAAAAUAAUUCAAAUUGUCGUUGAUCUCAUUAAUUUGAAAUUGUGUUGCAUGCCUCGUUCACAUUAUGGCGUCGAUGACCGCAGAAACUACUGAAGGACAACGCAUGCAGCAAACAGAGCUCGAUGAGAUUUCCCCUGAAGUCUAUUUGCGUUUUCUGCAACGCCACGAAGGAGUUUUGCGCGACGAGACAACAAUGCUUGGCUUCAAGGCGGCCAUUGAGGCAAAUGCAGAGCUCUUUCGUGGCGCCACCGUGCUGGAGUUGGGAUGUGGCAGUGCACUACUUUCGAUGUGGCUGGCACGUCAGGGUGCGGCACGUGUCUAUGCCGUGGAGUCAAGUGAUGUGUGUCAAGUGGCGCGUCAAUUGGUGCAACACAAUCGCCUAGAUCAUGUGAUCGAUGUGUUGCACGGUCCGUUGCAGCAACUGCAACUGCCUCCAAUCGAUGUCAUUGUCUCCAAGUGGAUGGGUGCCUGCUUGAUGUACAGCUCCACGCUGGAGGAUGUGCUCUAUGCCCGUGACAAGUGGCUGAAGCCCAACGGUUGCAUCUUUCCCGACAUCGCCAAUCUAUAUAUGACAGCUGUGGAGCAACCACGUCAUCCCCUGGAUCUGAUCAUUUCGCCUCGCCAGUAUUGGAAACGUUUCGCUGGAUCGUUGAAUCUCUCGCUCGCCUGGCAGAUCGCCCUGCACACACCCGUGGUCAGAGUUGUGGAUGCCAACCAUGUGCUGUGCCAGCGGCAACUUUUGCAGCGCUUCGAUCUGCUGACGUUGCAACCAGAUGAGUUAAGCUUCAAAGUGCCGUUCAAGCUGCGCACUCUGCGUCAAGCGUUGGCCAAACAUUUGCUGCUCUACUUUGACUAUCGCUUUCCCGACUCAACCAUCGUCAGCACUUCGCCCAGUGCAGCAGUCACACAAUGGAAGCAAACACUCUUCCCCAUCGACGACCAUUUGCCCCUCUGUCCGGGUGAUGUGCUCUGCGGACAGUUUGAGGUGCGACGCUGUGCUCGCCACCUGGACUUUGACAUCAGCUGGAGCUGCCACAACAAGCUGGUCAACGUGAAGACACACACGCAAAUCUAUCGAAUGCAGGGCGAGCCAGAUCCUAUCUAAUUAAGAGAUGUGAAUAUCAGUGAAAAUCCAAUUGGGAAUUGUAUACUAUUAUAAUUUACAACUAUUAACUUACGAAUCAAGACUAAAUAUCUAAUUUGUUAAGGCAAGAGAGAUCGAUUGUAGCCAUCAGUUUAUUAACUAUUCUAAUUUAGCCAAGGAAAAAGCUUUUAUUUGAGUGUAUAACAAAUUUAUUAACGUUCUAUAUGAGAUCUACAAGUUCUUAUUUGAUAAUAGUCCAUAAAUAACGCUUACAAAAAUGAUUUAUAAAUACGGAUAUAUGAUAAUUUUAUCAAUUAUAAAUUUACACAUUCGGAAAUGUAUAUAUAUAUUUAGAUAUUAAUAUACUGAAUACCUCUAACAAUAUCACCUAAUAAGUUUAUUAUAAAUAAUAUAGAUUCAGACAUUUUCUAUAUGAUUUAUUUUGUAUGAAUAUUACAAUAUUGAAAAUUAGAAAAAAAGAAUAUUCUAUAAAUAACGCUUACAAAAAUGAAAAUUGAUUUAUAAAUACGGAUAUAUGUUUUGUCUGACAUAUAGCAUAUGCUAUUAUUUAAGGUUAAAUGCCAUGAAAAAAAUAAGAAUUAUGUGUUGAAUGAACUAAAUAUGACAUCUAAUUUUAUCAAUUAUAAAGUUACCCAUCAGGAAAUGAAUGUAUAUUAUAUAUAUUUAGAUAUUAAUAUACUGAAUACCUCUAAAAACAUCACCCAAGAAGUUUAUUAUAGAAA